Macrosteles quadrilineatus (aster leafhopper) is the source of this 771-nucleotide messenger RNA. RefSeq lists its product as uncharacterized. The transcript is spliced from 8 exons. The record is from RefSeq and is a predicted model, not a curated record. Lineage: Eukaryota; Metazoa; Arthropoda; Insecta; Hemiptera; Cicadellidae. The coding region runs from base 47 to 703 and encodes 218 amino acids.
UCUGCAGAUACUACAUAGCAAGUGUGGAUCGUGCAGUUUGUGUAACAUGAAACUAGUGUUUUUAAAUUUGGUUUUGAUCUCUUUGAUCGGUCCAAUUGUGAGUUCUCUACCUACACAAGGUCCUAGCUCACACUCCGGAGGUAUUAAUUCCGUAUUACCUGAAGAGCCAUCAUCUGCGACAGCCCAAGAUGACAAAAAGGACAAACCAAAACAAUGGAUACCAAACCCUACUCCUGGAAGCUUAGGAUUAGGUUUAUCGGAGCAUUACGAAAAAGAAUUUAAAGAGCUUGAAAAAUAUCUUCAACCUGAAGGAUUGUCAGCUGUUAUUUCAGCACUUCCUUCAUUGAAGCAAUUCCUUGCCUCUGUUGACCCGAAUGGAAACAAAGAUCCAUCCCCGGCCGUAUUACCUGAAGAGCCAUCAUCUGCGACAGCCCAAGAUGAUAAAAAGGACAAACCAACCGUAUUACCUGAAGAGCCAUCAUCUGCGACAGCCCAAGAUGAUAAAAAGGACAAACCAACCGUAUUACCUGAAGAGCCAUCAUCUGCGACAGCCCAAGAUGACAAAAAGGACAAACCAACCAAAUCAGAUGAAGAACUACAGACGGAAACUCGGUCACAGCUUGCUAGAUUAUGCUUGAACACAGAUGGAAUCCGUUCGUGUCUGCACCGGAUAAAAGCUUGGUGGAAAAAGAUGAAAAACUAGUUCAGAAAAAAAGACCGGCUAUCCUUUAGAAAAUUACUCACAAUAAAGAAUAUACAGUUAUAUUACAA